AAAGUUGUCCUGCUUGGCUGACCAGCAGAUUGAGGGAGCCCUUCCAGCCACCAUGAGGCUCUACCUGUCACUCCCGGUCCUGCUGGUGGCCCUGUGUGUGGCUCUGGAAGGCCCUGCCCCAGCCCAGGCAGCCCCAGACUUUUCCAGCACUUUGGAGAAAAUGAAGGAGAUUGGAACUAUUCUGGAAGACAAGACCCGGACAACCAUCGACCGCAUCAAAAACAGCGAAUUUUUUACCAAGACAGGGAGCUGGAUUUCAGAGAAAUGGGGCAAAGCCAAGGAGAGGAUCAAAGGAGUCUUCUCCUGAGCACAGAGGAGGGCUGGGCCUAACUGCUGAGCCCUGGGAUGCCCCAGCCACCUGCAGCCUCUGCCCAUGAAUAAAAAUCCUGCAGAGAA
Perognathus longimembris pacificus (Pacific pocket mouse) is the source of this 396-nucleotide messenger RNA. It is a transcript of the gene Apoc1, whose product is annotated as apolipoprotein C1. The transcript has 4 exons. Lineage: Eukaryota; Metazoa; Chordata; Mammalia; Rodentia; Heteromyidae. Gene Ontology annotation, biological process: negative regulation of lipid catabolic process; negative regulation of lipoprotein lipase activity; triglyceride metabolic process. Gene Ontology annotation, molecular function: phospholipase inhibitor activity; fatty acid binding. Bases 53 to 307 code for a protein of 84 amino acids. Gene Ontology annotation, cellular component: extracellular region; high-density lipoprotein particle; very-low-density lipoprotein particle. The record is from RefSeq and is a predicted model, not a curated record.